Mollisia scopiformis is the source of this 915-nucleotide messenger RNA. RefSeq lists its product as uncharacterized. The record is from RefSeq and is a predicted model, not a curated record. The transcript is spliced from 2 exons. Bases 1 to 915 code for a protein of 304 amino acids. Lineage: Eukaryota; Fungi; Ascomycota; Leotiomycetes; Helotiales; Mollisiaceae.
AUGAGCGGGACAAAGUACGUUGUUGAUCGCAUCUUUGGCGGCACCGCCUCGUAUGAUUCAAUUGUUGGCCCUGGAGCUCCAGCAACCAGCUCCCAACACGAGCGCGUCUGGCCCGAGAUCCCCUUGGAAUAUCGCCCGCCUGCUCCUGAAAUUGAAAAUGCGGUCAAAGAAGUUACAUACAUUUUGGGUUAUCUCCAACGUGUAUUAACUCCCACGCCAUUGCCCAACGAUGACCUGCAACUCAUGUCUGACUACCUUUUGUCCUUGGAAACCAGAAAUGACUUGACAGCACACGUGCUUCAACAAGUCGAUGCGAGAACCAACAUCAGGGCAUUAACAAGAAUCCUGUUGAAAGACGAUACGACAUACGAAUUCAAGUCUCGCGCAACAGCUCUGGCGAAGCACUGGAAUGGUAUCGAGUUAUUAAUUUCGAAAAUUACCCCAGAAGAGAUACUAGCCGAUCGUCCUGUUGCGCCGCUCAAGACGGAACUUCCAGACGACAAACCAGCGGGAUGGCAACUAGACUUGGGAGAAGCCCGAACAGCUGAAGCAGCACGACAACUCGAGCUACUCAACAUCGAGAAGAAUCGAUGCAUCAAGUACUGGACCACCGUCAAGCCGCCAAAGCCGAUGGGUUGGGCUCCAGCUGAUGGAGAUGCCUGGAAGAAGGUGCCUCGAGCUGAUCUGGAGAACGGAGAUUUGUUCUUUACUCCGUACUUCAAACCUAUAUGGGAAAGCUAUAACAUGGCACAUAUGGAUGCUUCGUUUUGGACCGAUCCCGAUAAUACAGCUGAAGAAGAGGAGGAAUACCAGAAGAACAGGUCUGAGAAACACCAGUCGACAAUGUUUUCUCUGGAAAUGAGAAAGGCGAGGAAAGACCAUGCCACGUCCCUAGGAUAUGAGAGAGUCUUUUAG